Molecule: messenger RNA, 2146 nt
Organism: Vavraia culicis subsp. floridensis
Lineage: Eukaryota; Fungi; Microsporidia; Pleistophoridae
Exons: 1
Coding region: 1-2130 (709 amino acids)
Source: RefSeq, a predicted model, not a curated record
AUGGAGAACAAAAUCCUUGAUUUAAUAAAGAACAGAAAAGGUGCUCGUAACGAGAGCAGCCUGAGCGAUUUUAUCAAAGGAAUAAAAAAGGAUAUGAGCGGAACAGGAGAUGAAAAGGUUAACAGUUGCAGACACGGCGAUGCCGAGCCGAAGAACGAGAUUUUGAAUUUAGAUGUCGACCCUCUGUACUGCGCGUUUGAUUCGAAGAAGGAGAAUUUGCCUGAUCUCAUGAUUUACAAGUAUUACGUGGAUUUGGCACGUCUUAAGAACUUCCAGAUCAAAAGCAAAGACAACAUCGUGGUGUACAUUAACAAUGAUGUGGUGUAUUUGUGUGAAAGGGAUGGAAAGGGUAUGCAGAUUGACACGGAUACUCUUCUGAAGAACUACAAAUCGUUGGUUGAUCGGAAUGAUGAGCCGGACGAGACAGAUGGUGACGAGGAGCAUGGAAGCGGUGCACCGGAGGGACUUGCGAGAAAGGAUGUCUCGCUGUACGAUGUGAAUCAAAACUACCUCGUGUUACGGAUAGGCAACGACUUUGUGUUUUACGAGAUUGUACGCGGCGAUGAUCUGGUUAUUAAGGAAGGCUUCGUGCUGCCAAACGCAAAGCAAGUCGUGCUGUUUGAUGACCACUUCAUAUACGUGGACGAUCGUGUGAUGGAGAGAAAGCUUGGUGAUGGCGAGGAGCGCGUAAUACUAGACGAGAACGUGGAAAAGAUAUUUAUCGUUGAAGACAUUGUGUAUUACAAGAUAAAAAGCAAGAUCUACAAUAAGAUGAACAGCAAAAUGCUAGAAGGAAGCACCCUGAUAGGUGUGGACAGUAGCAUUCUCCUUAAAAAUGACGAAUGGUACAUCCUGCUGGACAGCGAUUACACGGUACAAGACAAGAUGACAAUCGGUGAUAACGCGUUUGUGCUCGACAAUUUGAUCGGUAUUUUGAGAGGAAACGUGAUUAACUGGCUGUGUGUAGAGAACAACAAAUUUAAGGUGUAUGGCAGCACAAGCAUAGGAAGUAAUAUUACCGUGAGUGGUGAUAAGAAAGAAAAUGAACUGUUUUUGUAUGUUAUUAGGGAGGGAUCUGCUAUUGAGGGUGUGAGCAAUGCCAACAGCACAGCAAGUCCUGAUGCCACGGAUGCAAGAAGUGAGGGAAAAAGUGUAAAUCGCAGAGUGGGCAAGAAGGUAAGUCCUAAAAGUACGGUCAGCUCGCUUGCUGGUGAUAAAAGCGGUGCAUCACAAAAAAACAUGAGCAGGGUGUUCGAUGUGUUUGAUGGAGCUCCGAAGGCCCAGUUAUACAACAGAAAAGCGAAGUACCCUAUGAAAAAGGAAACGAGUGAUCAAAAUGACACGCAAAGCGAGACGGAUGUUGAGGACAAAUUUGAGAGGAUAAGCAUCAAUGAGAGCAAGCUUGACGUAUUGGAUGGAACGGCAGACAUGUAUUCCAAGGUGGAGACGCUCAUCGAGAAGAUGUUUGCGAGAUUUGACAGCGAAAUGAAGAAACGUGAGAACAACUUUAAGAAGAAGCAGGCGGCGCUUCUCACAGGGAUAAGCGAGCAGAUGAACAAAUGUUUUAACAAUCUCGCGGAAAAAUUAACACGCACAGACAAAGGCACGGUGGGGAGGAAGGAGAUGGUCUCUGAGUUUAGGAAGAUGUUCAACGAUCUGCUUAUACCGUGUGUGGAGGCAGGUAUUGAGGAAAUGCGCCUUCAGGUCGUUGGUGAGGUGCGUCGGAUGAGCAAAGAUGAGAAUAAGAUUAAAAGUUUGCUAAGCAAUGGGAAGGUUAAGGAGGCAUGUGUGUGUGCGCUGGAAGGAAAUGAUGACGAUUUUGACGUGUUUGUCAGCUCGGUUGACAGCGAUUCGCUGAAGCAGCUCAGCACAGGUCUUUGUGUGUCUUUGGUUGAUAGGUGCUCGUUCAUGUUAGACAAUGGAGACGAAAAGAAAAUUGAGAUCAUAAAAAAGAUACUUGGAAUAAUUGACGCUCAUGAAUUUGAAGAAAACGAUUUCACGGUGUUUAAACGUGUACUUAAAAGGCUUGAUAGCUUAGGAAAUGAUGAUAAACUUUUGGGCUUGCUUGUGGAGACGCAGAAACACCUCUUUGGAAAGGCCGUGGUUAAGAAGCAAAUGAAAUCUUCCUAAUUAAAUAACUGGCAUA